Molecule: messenger RNA, 4055 nt
Organism: Trematomus bernacchii (emerald rockcod)
Lineage: Eukaryota; Metazoa; Chordata; Actinopteri; Perciformes; Nototheniidae
Gene: impdh1a
Product: IMP (inosine 5'-monophosphate) dehydrogenase 1a
Exons: 15
Coding region: 874-2514 (546 amino acids)
Biological process (GO): GTP biosynthetic process
Cellular component (GO): cytoplasm
Molecular function (GO): IMP dehydrogenase activity
Source: RefSeq, a predicted model, not a curated record
UCUCUCACGUGGACACUUCUGUCUGCCUGUCUCUCUAUCUGUCUCUCCCCUCUGUCUCAAAGGAGCUAAACUGGCGGCAUAAAGGUAUUCUGGGAUUUGACCUUUGUCUCAUUCACAGCUCUGUCUCUCUGAAAAAACAACACACUGUAAUUUUUGCAGACUUAAUCAACAGGUUAGCUGAAAACUCUGUGCUCCUGCCUGAGGGCCUUACUGGCCUCAAACUCCGGUGACCAGAGCUGAGAAACAGGAAAACAAACUCUGGACUUUUGUUGCUGCUUCUUCUGCAGUUUUGGGAUUAUUGAGAACAAUUAUCUGGCCAUACUGGAUGUAAAACAGAUGGCAAAACUGCUUCCUCCCAAGUUCAGCUGUGCAUGAAAGGUAUUUAUGUGAACAUGCACUCAAAGCUGUUUAUCAGUGCUUAAAACUGAACAAGCUGUGUGGGAGCUGCUCGGACCAAUGUUAACUUGCUGGUAAAGGUGUGAAGCUGUGUUCAUGAAACAGGUCAGAAGUGCUUGAAGAGGCCGUGACUGUGUGUGUUUGAGUGUGUGGGUGUGUGUGUGUGUGUGUGUGUGUGUGUGUGUGUGUGAGGUGUUGGGGCCCUGUGGAGGUCGUAGCCCUGGAUUUCUUAGAGAUGGAGGGUCAUGGUUAUGACCGGUUUGGAGAAGGGGACAGAGACACUUACCAAAUCGACUACCGGAGGAUCGUUGGGGACAUGGAACCAGCGCGGCCUCGCAUCUUAAACAGAGAUGGGGAACGACCUCUUCCCUACAGGGCUUACUGUAUGUCCCCCCCUCACCACAUGGACAUGGGCAUGAGACUGCAGCCCAGCGCUACAGUGCUACACGUAUCCAAGCUGGAUAUGAACCAGAGAGCAUGGCAGACUACUUGAUCAGUGGAGGCACAGGUUAUGUUCCUGAAGAUGGACUAACAGCACAACAACUCUUUGCAAUCGGCGAUGGACUUACAUACAAUGACUUCUUGAUCCUGCCUGGUUUCAUAGAUUUUACUUCUGAUGAGGUGGAUCUUACCUCUGCAUUGACAAGAAAGAUAACACUGAAGACACCUCUCAUUUCAUCUCCCAUGGAUACAGUCACAGAGUCAUCCAUGGCCAUCGCCAUGGCAUUGAUGGGUGGGAUUGGAAUAAUUCAUCAUAACUGUACUGCUGAGUUCCAGGCCAACGAGGUCCGCAAAGUCAAGAAAUUUGAGCAGGGCUUCAUUACAGACCCAGUGGUGAUGAGUCCUCGACACACAGUGGGGGACGUGUUUGAGGCAAAGACACGCCAUGGUUUCUCUGGGAUCCCUGUUACAGAGACUGGCAAGAUGGGCAGCAAGCUGGUCGGUAUCGUCACCUCCAGAGACAUAGACUUCCUGUCUGAGAAGGACCAUGACAGACCCCUGGAGGAAGCAAUGACAAAAAGAGAAGAUUUAGUUGUUGCCCCUGCUGGAGUCACACUGAAAGAGGCUAAUGAUAUACUGCAACGCAGCAAAAAAGGUAAGCUCCCCAUAGUGAAUGACAGUGAUGAGCUGGUUGCCAUUAUUGCAAGGACCGACUUGAAAAAGAACAGAGAUUAUCCUCUGGCUUCCAAGGACUCUCGCAAACAGCUGCUGUGUGGAGCUGCUAUUGGCACGAGGGAGGACGACCAUUACAGACUGGACCUCCUCAUGCAGGCUGGAGUAGAUGUGGUCGUUCUGGAUUCCUCCCAAGGAAACUCAGUGUAUCAGAUCAACAUGAUAAACUACAUCAAACAGAAACAUCCUGAAUUACAGGUAGUCGGAGGAAAUGUGGUGACAGCUGCUCAGGCCAAAAACCUCAUUGACGCUGGUGUAGACGCCCUGAGAGUGGGCAUGGGAUGUGGCUCCAUCUGUAUCACACAGGAAGGUAUGAUAAACAAUGCAGCCAUGUCAACAACAACCAGUCUAUUUUUAUUAUUACAUGUAACACAGGUUUAUACCAUACACUAUUGCUCUUGUUCCUCAGUGAUGGCAUGUGGACGGCCCCAAGGAACAUCGGUGUACAAGGUUGCAGAGUAUGCUCGACGUUUUGGAGUGCCAGUUAUUGCUGAUGGAGGCAUUCAAACUGUUGGACAUGUUGUGAAAGCUCUGGCUCUGGGAGCAUCUACAGUGAUGAUGGGGUCGUUGCUCGCAGCAACCACUGAAGCCCCAGGAGAAUAUUUCUUUUCAGACGGUGUGCGUCUGAAGAAGUACAGAGGAAUGGGCUCCUUGGACGCCAUGGAGAAAAAUAACAGUCAGAAACGCUACUUCAGCGAGGGAGAUAAGGUGAAGGUGGCUCAAGGUGUCUCAGGAUCAGUAACAGAUAAAGGCUCCAUCCAUAAGUUUGCUCCUUAUCUCAUUGCUGGUAUCCAACAUGGCUGUCAGGACAUAGGAGCCAAGAGUUUGUCGAUUUUAAGGUCCAUGAUGUACUCUGGGGAGCUGAAGUUUGAGAAAAGAACCAUGUCUGCUCAGAUGGAAGGAGGAGUCCACGGCCUUCACUCUUACGAGAAACGACUUUACUGAGAGUGGAGGAAGAGGAAACACUCGCCUAGGACCAAAUGUCCCGAUCCCAGCAGCUAUGAGCAGAGGCACCGGGCGCAUGUGAUCAAGCUCAACACCAUUCACACUCCAACACAGUCUUGUCUCCUCAUUGACCCCUCCCAAGAUAAACAAAACAAAACACCUUAAGGUGAAUUUGAAGAUUUAUCUUUGUACUCUUCAACCACUCAUGUCCCCACAUAAACUCAUUAUCUGUCUUUCUACCCGUGGGGCCAAGGUCUAGUUAAGGUAAUGUAAUUAACUAUUCUCUUGAUCCCCUUCAACAAGCAAACUGAUUUAAUUAACUACUUUAGGACAAGCUUAUCAUUGCUGACGUAAUAAAAGGCCCCUUUCUUGUUGGCCUCCAAACUGCACCAUAUAGAUACUGGGUUGUACAACAAGGCUUGCAGAGGUGCAGCCCUAUGCCUCCACGCACAUUUUGUAUUUAUAACAAGAUAUUUUUGUAGAGAAUCUAGCAGUUAGAUAUUUUAUUAACAAAAGAAGGAUAAAAGGUAUUUGGCAUAAAGUUUCAACAUUUUAUUUUAUUAAAAAAGUAAAGAACCAAUAUAUUUGAUGGUUUCACUAUCAGCUCUCUGCUGACACCUUGUGUAUAAAGCUAACCGAGCCUGAAAGAAACUCAUAGUAGGUCAAGUAACAUUUUGUUCUCUUUAGCUUCUCACAACACCAGUUAUAUCUUGUUUAAGCAAAUACCUUGCAUGUCAUUUCACCUCUAGCCGAUGAGCUACCUAAAUGUACUGCUGCUGUUUCAGAAGGGACCAAAGCAUAGCAUCAGCCUUAAUUCAUACAUACAUAUUUGUAACAAGGAGCGCUUUAAAGUGAUAAUGUGAUAUUGCACUCUAGAUAUUCCACUGUUCACUUCAUUUGGCACAGAAAAUACUAAUUAACACAAUAUUUGAUUGACAAGACUGAAGACUACACAUUUUAGUGUGAUUAUAAUUGACAAAUAUCACUGUCAUUUUGAAUUUCCAAUACAGAUGAGUCUGUGUCACAUUGGUUCUACAUGUUUUGAUAUUCCAUAGUUUCAUUUUGCAAAAAGGACAUGGUAAAUUACAUAGGUUUAUAUUUGUAUAUAAUACAUAACGUAGGUAGUUAUUUGUCCUUUUUUCAGGCUCAGUCUUUAAACAAUUAAAUGCUGAGUCAAUGAAAUAGAGCUAUGAAGUCAAGUUAGAUUUAUUUCUUGAUAAAAUUGUGAGCAAAUGUUAAUCCAAGUUAAUUUAUCAGUUUUUAAAUGUGAUUUAUUUGUCUGGGCGGUACUUACCAUCUUUGGUAUUACACAUGUUGGUCCACGAUUAACAGUGGGACUUUAUUAGUAAUGACAUGCAGCCAAAGAGCUUAGCUAUUGAACUGGCUGACCAAAUUAUUUUACAGUUCCUAAUAAUUUAAAUAUAUAUAUAUAUGACUUGUAUCUUGUAAUGUAUAUUUUUCUUCUAUCACUCAUAAGGCUUUCGAAUUAAAAUCUCUGUAAAUAGUGUUGCAUGAAUAAAGACAAUUCUGACAAGGUCAUA